AACAGCAAGCCAUCCGCCAUAAACAGGUAGGCUGCGGGAGUGGUCCUUAUAUAAAGACCGCAAGAUUCGUCCAUUUGGACGUCUCUUUUCCCAUGAAUCUUUGCAGCUCGGGUACUGUUCCAUUUCCUCCCAAACAAUAAAAAAAAUUAUUCUUUAUGAUGAAAUUUGCAUUGGCUUUUCUGUUGGGCCUUGUGGUGAUCUCCAAUCAACAGUUUCAUCAGCAACCAACAAACGAUAGGAUUCUUUGGCUGUUGACUUAUUACUCGCCCACCAUUCGUGACUACAAUUAUCAACCUGUUAAUUACGACGUCAGUGAAGAUGUCGGACCUCCGACGUUCUUUAAACAAUUAACACCUUCAUCCAAAAAUCCAAUUCCCUCACAGGUAAAAGAACCAUUUUCGAAUAUCAUCCAAAAUUCAAAAAGUGCACAAGAAGAUCAAUUUCCAGACGUUGAGUUAAGAAACAAAUUAGGCAACAGCCGUUAUCGGCCCUCGUUUUUGCAACAACUGAAACCGCAAUUCAAGCCGCGAAUCGUCAUUAACUUGGCCAGUCGAACCAAUCUUCUCAACAAAGUGAAAACGAUCACCGUUACGUUCACCUCGUCUGUGACCUUCACCAGCGUGCAAUCGUGCAUUCCUAGUACCGAAUUUUUCCCCGGUUUGACUGCCGUAGCUUGUCGUCGAAAGCGACGUGAACAUGACGAAUCCCCAGAUAAUAAAUUGGCAACACUCCAGCAGUUUGCCAUCACCCCAUCAAACGUACAAGCGGUGGAGACAACAGUUCUGUCUCUGGUAGAUCCAACUGCAGUCAAACCUGGAAACGAUGCGAUUGUUAAUCAAGGAAUUGUUUCUUCUAAAGAUGAAGACACUCUGGAUGGAUGGCCGAGCGUAACGCUAAAUCCGUUGGGGUACUCUAGAGGUGAAAGAUUCUUCUUCCAUCUUGUGACGACGACGACAGCCAUCAGCUACACGUUCCUGUCGACGACAGUCACGAAAACAGUUAACCUGUUGAACCCAUUUUUGGGGGCAGGACAACUGGUUUGUCUUCCACAAGGUUACGCCGUCUGCCCUUUUACCGAGCCAUUCUUCGGCUAACGUCAACAAGUCAACUUCAAAAUUCUAUUAACUUAUUUGUUUAUUUUGGAAGAGAUUUUUGCUUGUUACAUUGGUUUAUUUCAACCAAUCUACUUACACAUUCACGCUCAACGUAUUCUUAUAGUAUUAACGAUUUCGCAAUACAGUGUCUACACCGUUGAUGUAUCCGCAAAGAAAAUAUAAUCAGGAU
This is a messenger RNA of Daphnia magna, 1284 nucleotides long. RefSeq lists its product as uncharacterized. Lineage: Eukaryota; Metazoa; Arthropoda; Branchiopoda; Diplostraca; Daphniidae. The record is from RefSeq and is a predicted model, not a curated record. The coding region runs from base 156 to 1094 and encodes 312 amino acids. The transcript is spliced from 4 exons.